CUUGGCGAUCACCGCGAUGCACACCGCCAUCUUGGCCGGCUGGCCGAGCGGCGUGUCACGUGACCAGUGCGGUCAUCACGUGUCCGCCCAGGCCCCGCCUCUCGUUGCAAGCGGCUGCGAGCCUGAGCCCAGCUGUGGCACCGCCUUUCCGGGCCCGCCCUUCCUGUCGUUCAACCGCUCUGCCCCGCCCGCCCCGUCCUUGGCGGCUGCUGCUGCUGCUGAGCGCCGCGGGGCUCGCGGCCCUGGGCGCCCCGCAACCCCCCAACAUCCUGCUGCUGCUCAUGGACGACAUGGGGUGGGGCGACCUGGGGGUGUAUGGAGAGCCCUCCAGAGAGACCCCGAAUCUAGACCGCAUGGCUGCAGAGGGGAUGCUGUUCCCAAACUUCUACUCUGCCAACCCUCUGUGCUCACCAUCCAGGGCGGCCCUGCUCACUGGACGGCUGCCCAUCCGCAAUGGCUUCUACACCACCAAUGCACAUGCCAGGAACGCGUACACCCCGCAGGAGAUAGUGGGUGGCAUUCCUGACUCCGAGCGUCUCCUACCUGAGCUCCUGAAAGAAGCUGGCUACGCCACCAAGAUCGUGGGCAAAUGGCACCUGGGUCACAGGCCCCAGUUCCACCCGCUGAAGCAUGGAUUUGAUGAGUGGUUUGGAUCCCCCAACUGUCACUUUGGACCUUACGACAAUAAGGCCAAGCCCAACCUCCCUGUGUACAGGGACUGGGACAUGGUUGGCAGAUUUUAUGAAGAAUUUCCAAUCAACGUGAAGACGGGGGAAUCCAACCUCACCCAGAUCUACUUAGAGGAAGCCUUGGACUUCAUCAGGCGGCAGCAGGCUGCACAGCGCCCGUUCUUCCUGUACUGGGCUGUGGACGCCACGCAUGCCCCCGUGUACGCCUCCCGGCCUUUCCUGGGCAGCAGCCAGCGUGGGCGGUAUGGGGAUGCGGUUCGGGAGAUCGAUGACAGUGUGGGGAAGAUGCUGAGCCUGCUUCGGACCCUGAGCAUUGCUGAGAGCACCUUCGUCUUCUUCACCUCUGACAACGGCGCCGCCCUCAUCUCUGCUCCCAGCCAAGGUGGCAGCAAUGGCCCCUUCCUGUGCGGGAAGCAGACCACGUUUGAAGGUGGGAUGAGGGAGCCUGCGAUUGCAUGGUGGCCCAAGCACAUCCCUGCUGGUCAGGUGAGCCACCAGCUGGGCAGCAUCAUGGACCUUUUCACCACCAGCCUGGUCCUCGCAGGCCUGAAGCCACCCAGCGACAGGGUGAUCGAUGGCCUUGACCUGCUCCCCACCAUGCUGCAGGGCCAGCUGACAGAUAGGCCCAUAUUCUAUUACCGUGGCAACACCUUGAUGGCUGUCACCCUCGGCCAGCACAAAGCCCACUUUUGGACCUGGACCAAUUCCUGGGAGGAGUUCAGACAGGGCAUCGAUUUCUGCCCUGGGCAGAAUGUCUCAGGAGUCACCACCCAUACCCAGGAGGAACACACGAAGCUGCCGCUGCUCUUUCACCUGGGGCGCGACCCUGGGGAGAAGUUCCCGCUCAGCUUUGCCAGCACUGAGUACCAGGGCACCCUCAGCAGGAUCACCCUGGUUGUCCAGCAGCACCAGGACACCUUGGUUCCCGGACAGCCACAGCUCAACGUGUGCAACCAGGCAGUCAUGAACUGGGCACCCCCAGGCUGUGAAAAGCUGGGCAAGUGCCUGCCGCCUCCAGAGUCGGUCCUAGAGAAGUGCUACUGGCCCCAUUAGCAUCUGCUUGGACCCAGGCCAGGCCCAGGAGCUCCUGCCAGUGCCCGAGGAGAGGCAGCAUCCCAGCCGCUCUCAGUUCUGCUAUUGCCAGGCGGAACCCACGACCAGCAGCAGAGCCUGCCAGCCACACCUGGCCCAGUCCCGGGGCUGAAGGCCACAGUUGCCAGUUCCGUGCUGAGCCCACGAUGUUCUGGACGGGCGCUGCCUGCCCGGCCAUGAGGGCCGUGGGGGGGGGGGGCGAUAUCGCAGAGCCCGGCACACGCGGCUCGCCUGCUCCCGCAGGGCGUGGAGCAAGUGUUCCCGCACCCAGCAGGAUGGACGCGCCAGUGCAGGACUGUGGCACAAGUUGGGGAACGACAGAGAAGAAAUAAAGGAGCCGGCAGCACCUCA
Messenger RNA from Chinchilla lanigera (long-tailed chinchilla), 2132 nucleotides. It is a transcript of the gene Galns, whose product is annotated as galactosamine (N-acetyl)-6-sulfatase. Gene Ontology annotation, molecular function: N-acetylgalactosamine-6-sulfatase activity; arylsulfatase activity. The record is from RefSeq and is a predicted model, not a curated record. NCBI's taxonomy places the organism in Eukaryota, Metazoa, Chordata, Mammalia, Rodentia, Chinchillidae.